Molecule: messenger RNA, 6612 nt
Organism: Stegastes partitus (bicolor damselfish)
Lineage: Eukaryota; Metazoa; Chordata; Actinopteri; Pomacentridae
Gene: cep152
Product: centrosomal protein 152
Exons: 26
Biological process (GO): centriole replication
Cellular component (GO): centrosome
Source: RefSeq, a predicted model, not a curated record
UAGCGUUGGGCUUUACGAAGUUUACUGGAAGGUAAAAUGCACCUAAACUGGCGCUAAGGUUUUUAUUAGCUGCCGAAUUCUCUGUUCAGAUGUAUUUGGCGCAGGUCUUCAAAGCAUGACCAGCACCUCUUUUUUGAACAUGGCCGGGGUUGACACUAGUUAGCUAGUCCCUGCUCUCUAAUGUAAACAGCAGCGUUGCUAGCAGUGGAAGCUAACACAGGCCACCGUUACUCAGAUAAAGGAAUAAGCAGCUCAGCAAACUUCUGGCAUAUUUUUGACCAACAGCAGGCUGUGCAUCAUGUCCAUUGAUUUUGACAGUGCUGCUCUUCAAACCCAGCAUGAUGAAGAAGAAUACGAUCAGGAGGACUAUGCAAGAGAGCAAGAGCUGCACAAACUGCUCACAGACCUGCCUGAUGACAUGCUGGAGGACAGCAUCGACUCCUCCUCCCCAGAGUUAGAGUGCUCUACCUGCAGCAAUAAAAACACUGGCAACAGCCCACAGUCCAAGUGGACUCAGCAAUGGGCUGAUCAUCCAAGGCCCACCUCUCAUGCACAGAACUAUGAAGUUGACUAUGAUCAAGGCUCUCACGAUGAGUACGCCUAUGGGGAUGGAGGUGUUCAUAUGAAUGGACAUCAAAGCCACCCUCCGAGCGAACCUCUGCCUCACACCUGGAACCAGGAUCAUCAGUUCAUACAGGGAGAUUAUACAUGCACGAGCAUGGGCACAGAGAAAUCUACAGAGACCUGUGAUUUUUCUACUGAGUUUGAGUCCAACUCAUACUCUCAAAGCAAACCCAACCAUGUGGAAUACAAUGGAGAAGGAGGAUAUAGGGACAAGCAAAGCCAUUUUCAAAAUUUAAAGCCAGGAGCAGAUGACAGAGUGAUAAAUCAGUACAAGACCAGCUACAAUCCUCACCAUCCUGCUCAUCAGCCACAGAUGUUUAACUCACAGGCCACUCAGCAAGAAAGUCAGUUUGACCAUCUACAAAGAGAAUUCCUUGAUUCGACACAACAAAAUGCUGACAGAGAGCAACUCGCCCAGCUGCAGAUUUUGAACAAAGCUCAACAGAGGCAAAUUGAAGACUUGGAGCGAAAACUGGAGGAUUCCCGGCGUAAUAUGAGAUAUCUUGAGCAUCAGUUUGCAAUUGUCAAAGAUGAAAAGGAUGGCCUCGCUGUAAGUCUAAAGGAAUCAAGUCGAUUGAUUGAAGAGGCAAAGGAGAGAGAGGUUCAAAUGCAAAACAAGCUGAGGACAAUGGAGCAGCAAGUACAGAUUCUCAAUGAGAGAGACCAAGAGAACAUGAAGAAACAGAGAGUGGCGGAUGCUGCAGUGGACAGCAUGAAGCAGCAGAUGUUGGAUCUUUGUCGCUCUGACACACUGUCCAGAGCACGAGAGCAGCAUGACAGAGACCUUGCCAUCAUAAAGGAGCAGCAUGAGGCCGCACUGUUGGCCCUGCAACAGAAGCUGGAUUCUACCUCUCAGGCUUUGAAUGAACAGAUUGAUGUUGGUCAGAGCUUACGAGAGCAUGUGAAGAAGUUGGAGCGACAGAGAGAAGAAGAGCAACUAGAGAGAGCCAGAGUUGUCAAUGCUCUCACUCAGCGUCUGGAGGAGAGUCAACAACAAUGUGCCAAGCUGCUGCAGACAAAUUCAGUGCAGGAGAUGAGUCAAAUGCAAAUCAAACUACAACAGGCUCAGUCAGCCAAGGCAUUGAGUGAAAACAUGAACAAAGUUUUGCAGGAGGAUAUGGCUGAUCUGAAGGAGCAGAUAACGCUGUAUGAAUCUGCUGUGAAACAUGGUGUUAUUACAUUAGACCUGAGCAGUGACUGGGAGAACCAGCUGUCUGAAUCUUGUGUGGAUCUAGGAUUGAAGAAAACAAAAAGGAAAAAUGGCACACUUCACAGCACUGCCCUGGCUCACCUGUCAGACACCAAGCUGCCUAAGGAUGAAGCUGUAAGGCUGCUGCGAGUGGAGAUGCAGCGAUGCCUGGGUAGUUUAAAGGGGAAGCGGCAGAAGAUCAGUCAGCUGCAGGAUGAGCUCCAGCGCUGUCAGUGUCGAGUAAAUGAGCUGCAGACCGAGUUAGAUGAAGUCAAGCUCAGCACUUCGGUGAGGACUACCCCUGAAAGCUGUCAUUCAGAUUUAAGUAGAUUUAACCGUCAUAAAUCAUGAAAGAUUGCUGUUCUGUCCAAACUCUAGUUGCUAGAAAAGAGGAACGAGGAGCUGAAACAGAGGGAGGAAAAGCUGAAGUCUGCUAAUUCUGAGCUGUGCACCAAAAUGAGGGAGAUGAUCCAGGAGCUGGACCAAGAAAAGCAGGAAACUGCAGAGAGAUCUGACAGGAUUAACCAGCAGUAUAGGGAUGAUGUGGUGAAGCGGGUCAGAACAGAGCUCCUGCUGGAAAACGAUGCUCAGGUGGAACAGCUGACUGCACAGCACCAGCAGCAGGUUCAGCACUUACAAACCCAGCUAUCUGAAACCAAUGAUAGGAUGUUGGCCGUUCAAGAAUGUUACAUAUCUGUCUGCAAGGAGAAGGACUUGCUUGAAGAAAGCAUUCGCAAUAAAGAGAAGGAGGCGGCUGUGAUCAGAGAGGAGAGCGGUACAGCUGUGGAGAAGCUGAGAAAUGAACUUGAGGCUCAGCAUCAAGCCUCAAUAAAGCAGCUCAAAGCUGUCUGGUCCAAAGAGAAGCAGGCUGAGAUCCAGCAGCAAGUGAAAUCUCAUGUCGCCUCAGCCGAGGCCACGUGGAAGGAGGAACUGCAAAAGAUGGAGAAGACAUGGGUCCAGAGGCUAGAGGAGGCGAGGAGAGAGAAACACCAAGAGACUGCAGAGGUGACCUGUCAGACAGAUGAGAUUGAGGCCGGCAGUCUGACAAUUACUGCUGAGGAGCUGGACUCCAGGCUCAGUGCCCAGAAAGAGCAGCUGCAACUGGAAGCUGACAAAGUCCGACGGAAAGCUGUAGAGGAAGCCAGGAAACAAACCCAGAGAGAGUUACAAGAGAAACACCUGGAGGACAUGGCCAAGCAGGUUGAAGGUGCAGUAACCAGGGCCUAUAAUCGCUGGAUUGAGGAUCUGCUGUUGUUACCAGAAUACCAAGCCUCUCUCCAAACAGAGAAGGAGAAAUGGGAAGAACUGCAAGACAAGCACACAGAACAGCGGGUGUCCCAGGCCCUGAGGGAGGCAGAGGAGCAAUGGCACAAGAAGCACAAGAACCAGCUGGAGGAGCACUGCUCUGGAGCGCAGAGAGUGGAGGAACUUCAAGUGGAGCUGGCAGCUCUCCAGAGCCAGCUGGAGCAAAUGACCAGAGAGCAAGCUGCCCUGUUGAAAGCAGAGCUGGCCGGAGCCAGAGCAGCCUGGAACAGAGACAAACAGCAGGAGAUCGCCAUCAUCCAGGUCCGCAGCGAACAAGUGUACCAAACCAAGCUGCAAGAGCAGAGCAAAAAGCUGGAGCAGACUUUGCAGCAAGCCACAGAGGAUGCUGACCUCCAGAAGAAGGAGUUUCUGUUGCAGAUGGAGGCCAAGCUUCAGCAGACUGUGAGGGCUCGAGAGGAGGAGUGGAGACGCCAGCAUGUGGACAAGGAGCUGACCCAAAGAAAACAAAUGAGAGAUGAAUUAUUAGCAGAGCUUCAGACUGGACUGGCAGAGGUCCAGUCUCAGCUUCUUAGAGAUCCCAAAGCAGAUCAUCAGGGCCCUGAAGACACCAGAAGGAGCAGCGGGGCGACAUCAGAUGCUGAAAUAACGCACAUCAUCCAAACUUCAUGCAGAGACAUGGUCAACAGAGUAGUUUCACAGGCUAAGAGGGAAUGGAAGAAAAUAAGUGAAGAGAGACUGAACUGUGUGUUAAAGAAAACUCAGGAACAGCAUGAGAGAGAACUCAACAAAAUACAAAGCUCUUUGCCCCAGAGGAAGGAUCAGUCUCGUUGUAGGAAGGAGUGUGCAGAGACUGUAAGUAAGCUGCAGAAGAAGAACCAGGAGCUCCAGAGACAUUUGGAGAAAGCCUGCCGUCAGCUCCAACACAGCAUUCGAGAACACAAAACUGCCAUGCAGCAUCUCAAAGAUGAACAUGAAAGCAACUUACAAAAGGUGAAGGAGGAACAGCUGCAGCAGUUAGAAGAAGUGAAGAGAGCCAAAGAAUCCUCAGGAAACUCUGAUCAACAAAAUCUUCAGCAAGGCCUGGAGGAGAUGAAGCAGCAGUAUCUGACGACUGUGGAAAAAAUCAGAGGAGACAUGUUGCGUUACCUCCAGGAGAGUCGGGAGCGUGCAGCAGAGAUGAUCCGCAUGGAGGUGCAGAGGGAGAGGCAGGACACUGCCAGAAAGAUGCGCCGCUAUUAUCUGACCUGUCUGCAGGAGUUAUUGGAAGACGGAGGAAAGACUGCAGGUGCCGAAAAGAAAAUAAUGAAUGCUGCAAGCAAGCUGGCGGCCAUGGCUAAAGUGCUGGAGACACCUAUCAAAAGUAAAUCUGGGAAGAACCACAGUUUACCAAGUUGUUCAACAGCUCUGCCCACCGCUGGCUGCCCUCCAGGGAGAAAUGCACUUUUCAGUAAGACCCCGUCAACCCUAACUGAGCCUCCUGACAUCCGGCCAGAGGAGAGAUCCCACAGAGAUAAGACUUCUGCUGAUUCAGAGCAGAAGCCAGCCGCUGCAGUGAGGACUAAACUUUUGAGCCACCAGGACGUCACUGCAUCUGGAAAGGAGGAGGCCUCAGGGGAUGCAGGGAUGAAGCCCCACACUGCUCCCACAAGCCUCCACACUUACAAACCAGCUCAUCAGAUGCCUUCUUCGUCCCAUGUAGAUUUUGUCAGUGUGUCUGUGAGGAGUAAAAGCAGGGAGCUGUACCUGCAGGGAGGAGAGUCCAGCAAAGCAGACAGCCGGCCGGAGUCGCAGCAACAGAGCAAACCUUUCCUGAUCCAGGAGGCUCCAGUCAGAGGUGAGAAACAGACUGACUGGAGCAUGACAAGUAGUGACUCCGACACGGGCUUCCAAGUCCCCAGACUGUCCUACUUGGGAAGGAAAGUAGAACCAGUGAAGCCCUUUUCGCUGUCUGCGGCGUCAGUCGGCGAUAUAGGUGAGUUUUGCGGCCUCACCCCGGAUGUUUCUGACUUGACUGUUUAUAAUGAGAUCGCCAAGACGACCCCUCACACCGAGACCUUUGCCCAAGCAAAGAUGAGUACUCGCAGGGAGCCGACUCCUGGCUCUGAAUGUGAGAAGCAGCAGGGAGUUUGUUCCAGACCUCUGUUCUCUGAGUUGAGACAGCGGCAACAGGACAGCGGCUUUGACAGCCCGUUUUACCAACAGAAAUGAUGAAGGAAGGGCAGGUAUGUAGGUGAAGCAGGGAGACGAGCAUGGAACCGACACUUAUCACAUAGUGCCUUGAAUAACGUGUACAAUGUUUACAAGAUAUAGACCCUGUGCCUUCACGGUUGCUUGCAGUGUUUAGGGAUAGUUUAAUGCAUUAGGAAAUACAACUACUUGCUUUCUUGUGGUGGGUUAGAUGAGAAGACAGGGAAGAGUGACACCCUCUCAUUUGUGCUUGAAGUCUGAAGCUAUAACCAGCUGCUGGUUAGAUUAGCUUAGCACAAAGACUGAAAACAGGAGAAAGCAGCUGCUAUGGCUCUGUCCGGCUCAGUUCCAGCACCUUUAAAAGUCGUUAAUUCACAUGUUAUAGCUUGUUCAGUUUGCACAAAGCCAAUGUGCACUUAUGACAAUUUGUGUGCCAGAGAAAGUAGUUUUAAUUACUGAGCUCUAGAGGUGCUGGUUGAUGGACUUCUUGUCAGAGUCUAUGAUCUGUACUGAAUACAGGAAAUCUUUUGGAACCUCCCACACCUGAAGAAAAGGGUUUUAGACCGCACCAAAGGAAAAUCACAAGCAGCAAAAUGAUAAGAACUGAAAAUACUGUUUUUUAAAAAUUGUUGUUAAUUUUUUUUCCAGCUUAUUAGACAUUUUUAUUUAUGAAACAGUUACAAAUUACAGUGAAAUACAUAUAUUUCUGUUAAAUACGGUAAUGCACAGUCAAAGCGUUGACUGUGAGUGUAGUGUGUAGUCACCUCCCAUUUUGAAGAAAGAAAAAAAUCACGUUUUCGGUCUUUGUUCUACUCUAAGCUACCUGAGUGCUGGCUGUACCUUCAUAUUUACUAAAUAGAUAAGAAAGCGGUGUUGAUAUUUUCUUUACCCUUCAAAAGAAAGUGUGGCGUAGUUUAUCGAGGUGUAGAAGAAAAGCUUGUUGCAUUCCACACCACCACUAGUGCAGAUGACCUGUUACAACAAGCAUAUAACAACAUAUAACACCUAACGAGACAGUGAAAGUGAGUCAGAUGUCACUUGGUAAACAAUGGUGCUCUGACUUUUGCACUGAGCUCUGAAGCAUAAAACCAAAGCAGAAGCGUUAAGACUUAGUUAACCGGCAGCGUUUCACUGAAUGAGAGACGUCGGAAACCUUCAUGCAUCAGCACACUAAAUGCAAGAUAAAGGUUCAAAGUUCGUAUCACUGUGCUCUUUUCACCCUCUGGCAUCAGUAGGAAGUGUGUUUUUAUAUUUUAUAUCAAUGUAAUAAGAUAUGCUGUGCAUAGAUAUUAAAUGUUUUUAUAUGUUGCUUGAAGUCAUUUUAAUAAAUCUUGUUGCAAACUGUA